AUGUCUGCCGGCGCUGCCACUCUGGAAUCGGCGGAAAUCGCCAGUGCCCACGCUCCUCCCAUCGACGACGAGAAGGGGCUCCAGGAUUUCAAUAAGCAUGGGACUCUACAAUCGUCCGACUCGGAAAUCAUCAGUGAUGUCCUGGUUGGACCCAAUGGAGAGCGAUAUCCGACCGACGAAGAGCUGAGAACACUAAGGCGCACCCAAGGCCACGUACCAUGGAUCAUCUAUACCAUCGCCUUUGUUGAGCUGUGCGAGAGGUUCGCCUACUACGGCACCAUUAUCGUCUUCACCAACUACAUCAACUGGCCGCUUCCUCCGGGCUCCAAGACCGGGAGAGCCGGUACUCAUGGCCAGGCCGGCGCUCUGGGCUACGGAUCGCAAGCAGCUACGGGGUUGACGCUGUUUUCACAAUUUUGGAGCUAUGUCAUGCCUCUGGUUGGUGGCUACAUGGCCGAUACGUACUGGGGACGCUAUAAAACCAUCAAUGUGGCCAUUGGAGUGGCCACGCUGGGACAUAUCAUCAUUUUGAUUUCGUCUGUCCCGGGGGUUAUUGAACAUUCGGACGUCGCGAUAGGCGUCUUCAGUCUCGGAUUGAUCUUUUUCGGCAUCGGUGUCGGUUUCUUCAAGUGUAAUGUUUCGCCCUUGAUUGCGGAACAGUAUGAAUCUGCGCACCCGAGGCCGGUUGUGUUUACCGAGAAAAGCGGCGAGAAGGUCAUCCACGACCCUGUCAUGACAAUCUCCCGCAUCUACGUACGGUUCUACUUCUUUAUCAAUGUCGGAGCGUUGGCCGGGCAGAUCAGUAUGUCUCUUUUACCUGAAAAAUACGUCGGCUUCUGGCUCGCAUAUCUCCUACCGACCGUUUUGUUUCUCAUCACCCCAUUCGUCAUGAUCUGGUGCCGAAACAAGUACGUCAAACGACCACCCACAGGCUCAGUCCUGUCCAAGAGUGCACGACUCGUCGGAUUCGCCAUGAAACGCAACUGGACAGCCAACCCGAAGAAAAUGAUCGCGCGAAUGGGCACCGACGAAUUCUGGAACAGCGUCAAGCCCAGCAACGUGGCCUCGAAGCCCAAGUGGAUGACAUUCGACGAUGCAUGGGUGGACGAGGUCCGAAGGGGGAUCUCGGCAUGUGCAGUCUUCACCUUCAUCCCCAUCUACUGGCUAUCAUACUCCCAAAUGACCAACAACCUAGUAACACAAGCCGGGACAAUGAAACUCAACGGACUGCCCAACGACCUCGUCCAGAAUCUCGACCCAAUCGCGCUGCUGAUCUUCAUCCCGAUCUGCGACAAACUCAUCUACCCUGCCCUCGCUAGAGCCGGAAUCCGAUUUACUCCGAUCAAGAAGCUCACCGCGGGGUUCGGACUGGGAUCUUUGUCCAUGGUCGUGGCAGCCUUGAUCCAGCACUAUAUCUACGUGUAUGCCCCCUGUGGUAAACAUGCCACCGACGCCGAAUGCAUUGCCGACCUCGGACCCCCCGAUAUGACGGUCUGGAUCCAAACUCCAGCUUACGUGUUGAUUGCCUUUGCGGAGAUCUUUACUUCGAUCACGGGGCUAGAGUAUGCGUUUACAAAAGCACCUAAAAAUAUGCGCUCGUUUGUGACGGGCUUGUGGUUCUUCACAAAUGCCUUUUCCAGUGCCCUGGGUCAGGCGUUCGUCCCGCUGGCCAAGGAUCCCUUGUUCACUUGGCUUUAUACUAUCAUUGCGUGUCUCAGCUUUGUCGCUAUGAUUCUGGUCUGGUUCCUGUUCAGGGACUUGGAUAGACGAGAAGAUGCUCUCAAUGCCCUGCCGGAGAGUACGUACAAGGGCAGGAAGGGGACUGUGGUGGAUGUCGAGGCUUUGCGUCAGGAGCAGCUUAGGCAGGAUAAGAUUCGACGGGCGCAGGGUCUGACUGUCGGGACGGGUGGUGCAACUCAUAAAGAAUCAGCUUGA
This is a messenger RNA of Exophiala dermatitidis NIH/UT8656, 1935 nucleotides long. RefSeq names its product POT family proton-dependent oligopeptide transporter. Gene Ontology annotation, cellular component: membrane. The record is from RefSeq and is a predicted model, not a curated record. Gene Ontology annotation, molecular function: dipeptide transmembrane transporter activity. NCBI's taxonomy places the organism in Eukaryota, Fungi, Ascomycota, Eurotiomycetes, Chaetothyriales, Herpotrichiellaceae. The transcript has 4 exons. Gene Ontology annotation, biological process: oligopeptide transport; transmembrane transport. The coding region runs from base 1 to 1935 and encodes 644 amino acids.